AAAAUCCACUUCGUUCACGUACGAUGCUCGCAAGACUCCCAAGGGAUUUCCUUCACCCUUCCCAAGCUUCAGAAUGUCGUGUCCCCGGCUGAUUAUUAUUGUAACUGGCGCGAAUAGUGGGAUUGGUUUUGGUAUAUGUCAUCGACUGCUUAUACAACUCUCCACAUCCGACCCAUUAGAUGCAAGGCCGCAGUUUCUACCCCUGGAUGCCAGUGCUUCACCCGGAGAUGUUGAGGGUAUUCCUCCCUGCAAUGCCCUCACUAUCAUUAUGGCAUGCAGGAGCAAGACACGGGCAAUGGAUGCUCGCCAGAAGCUGUUGGAUCUCCUCGAUGACCACGUUGUUAGGGAGCAGAGGAAACCAGACUAUGACGGACACGCGGACGAAUUCAGAGACAAUCUGGAACUUGACUUCAUUCCUAUAGAUAUGUCGGACAUCCGUUCAGUCUUCCGCUUUGCCAACGUGAUCUCUCGAAAGUAUCCUUACAUCUCCCAUCUCAUAUGUAACGCAGGGUGCGGCACCUUCAAUGGUAUUAAUUGGCCUAAAGCGAUACACCAGGUCUUGAGCCACCCAAUUGUUGGAGUUACGGUAACUGAGUUCAAGAAGCAACUUAACGGGCGUACGAGUGGGGACGGGCUCGGGUUUGUAUGGCAAUGUAAUAUCUUUGCGCAUUAUGUUCUGUUCCGCCACCUGCAACCUUCAUUUGUCUUGUACCAUAAGACUUACGCCCAACCUGCGCGUAUAUUAUGGAUGUCUUCCCUAGAGGCCUCCCCUGCUGCAUAUAAUCACGAUGAUUGGCAAUGCAUCAAGUCCACCCUGUCCUAUGAAGCGUCUAAGUAUGAAAUAGAUCUCAUUGCGACGCGGCUUUCCUUGCUUGCUUCAUCCAUAGGGCGGGAUUCACCCUUCAGACACAUCCUUGUCCAUCCUGGUAUAUCAGAAAGCAACAUGACCAAAGACCUUGUCUACAGCUUCUUGGAAAUUAUCAAGUUGUUCGUCUUCUACAUUGUGCGAUGGUGUGGUUCUCCAAACCACACUAUAACACCCUUUAAAGCUGCGAUCGCCGCAGUACACCUUUCCCUCGUCCCACUGCUUUACAUACCCACUCAUCUCAUGACCUUUCGGCAUACCGAGAAUUCGACUAUACCCCCGGGACCAAUCUUCUAUGAUGGUCUAUAUACCAGCAGUCUAUACUCCUCGGGACUCAAGUCCGCAGAAGCCGCAAGGAUAGCUGAAGAGCAAGGCAUUCCUCCACCUCUCAAGUUCGGUUCAGAAACGGACAGGUUUGGCCGAGAGCGCGUUGGGGUCGUCACGGUCUUGGAAUGGACCGAACACGAAAAGGAGAGCCAAUUCUUACUUGACAAGUGCGAGAGCUUGUAUCAGUCGUUCUCCAAACUUGAGACGGUUAACGUCAAGGGAGAGGCCGAUAAUGGCAAUGGUCAUCCACAAAACGGGCACAUGCAAAAUGGGCACAAGAAAAACGGGCAUGCACAGAAUGGGAACUCACAGAACGGAAGCACACAAUGAUGCGCAGGUUGCGUCACAUUUCCACCUGUGAGGGCGACUUGCUAUCACGUUCAAACGUUGCGCUCCUCUGCCAACCUCAGAUACCUCAUGAUACCUCACGUAGACAUAUAUCAUAGCUCCAUGCUUUUCUUUGUUUUCUGCACACCCAGAGGACAUCUGAAAUGGUACAUAAUGCUUACACUUAGAUAUUAUACAUAAUCACUAUCGAUACACUUCUUGGAACACUGGCGACCUGAUAUAUGGACAUCUACGUC
Molecule: messenger RNA, 1776 nt
Organism: Somion occarium
Lineage: Eukaryota; Fungi; Basidiomycota; Agaricomycetes; Polyporales; Cerrenaceae
Source: the annotation of a GenBank genome assembly